Messenger RNA from Papilio polytes (common Mormon), 967 nucleotides. RefSeq names its product cullin-3-B-like. Lineage: Eukaryota; Metazoa; Arthropoda; Insecta; Lepidoptera; Papilionidae. Gene Ontology annotation, molecular function: ubiquitin protein ligase binding. The record is from RefSeq and is a predicted model, not a curated record. Gene Ontology annotation, biological process: ubiquitin-dependent protein catabolic process; protein ubiquitination. The transcript has 7 exons. Gene Ontology annotation, cellular component: Cul3-RING ubiquitin ligase complex. The coding region runs from base 221 to 967 and encodes 248 amino acids.
AUCUGUGGACUGAAAUGAAGUGAAACAAUUGAAAGAAAUAGACAUGUUAAAACGGAUAAUUAAUCCAUUUUAAUAAUUUAGCAGACAAUUAUUUUUACUGAAAGUGUGUUAAAUUGAUUAUUCACACAUGUGAGAGUAACAAUGAAGUGUUAUUGUAAAUGAAAAGCAAAGAAGAGUUGAAUUAUAGGUACCUUGUCAGUUAAAAAUAUAAGCAGUGAGCAUGUUAAAAAAUACAUUACCGAAGGAUAAACCGGGCAAGAUGAGGAUCAGGGCCUUUCCUAUGACAAUGGAUGAGAAGUAUGUGGAAAGUAUAUGGAGCUUACUAAAGAAUGCAAUACAGGAAAUACAGAAGAAAAAUAAUUCUGGACUAUCAUUUGAGGAGCUGUAUCGUAAUGCCUAUACUAUGGUCCUCCACAAGCAUGGGGAAAGGUUGUAUACAGGCCUGAAGGAGGUUGUAACUCAUCAUCUCGAAAAUAAGGUACGGGAAGAUGUAUUGCACUCCCUACACAAUGGGUUCUUGCAGACCUUGAACUAUGCCUGGACGGACCAUCAAACUAGUAUGGUAAUGAUCCGGGACAUACUUAUGUAUAUGGACAGGGUAUAUGUGCAGCAAAACGAUGUUGAUAAUGUUUACAAUCUUGGACUCAUCAUCUUCAGGGAUCAGGUGGUGCGGUACGGGUGCAUCCGCGACCACCUGCGGCAGACACUGCUGGAGCUGGUGGCGCGCGAGCGGCGCGGCGAGGUGGUGGACCGGCUGGCCAUCCGCAACGCCUGCCAGAUGCUCAUGGUGCUCGGCAUCAACUCGCGCGCCGUUUACGAGGAGGACUUCGAGAAGCCCUUCCUCCACCAGUCGGCAGAGUUUUAUAGAAUGGAAUCUCAAAAGUUUCUGGGCGAGAACAGCGCGGCGGUGUACAUAGCGCGCGUGGAGGCGCGCAUCGGCGAGGAGGCGGAAAUCUAUUGGACCUGA